ACGCAAUCUUGCUCAAGCGUUCUCAGUUUUAGUUCAGACCGCUGUCGGACCGGUCACGUUCGAAACGUUGGGAAAUAUUGUCGGACACAGUGCGAGAAAGUUGGAGAUCAAUAUGAAACUAACGCUAGCAUUUCUGCUGGCUACUUUGGCCUUGUCGCAAGCUUUGGUCAAGGAGGAGAUCCAGGCCAAGGAGUACCUCGAGAAUCUGAACAAAGAGCUGGCCAAAAGGACCAAUGUUGAAACCGAGGCUGCCUGGGCCUAUGGCUCAAACAUUACAGAUGAGAAUGAGAAGAAAAAGAACGAAGUUUCCGCCGAGUUGGCUAAGUUUAUGAAGGAGGUGGCUAGUGACACAGCUAAGUUCCAAUGGCGUUCGUUCCAGUCGGAGGAUCUCAAGCGUCAAUUCAAAGCUUUGACCAAAUUGGGUUACGCCGCUCUACCAGAAGCCGACUACGCAGAAUUGCUGGAAACUCUCUCAUCCAUGGAGUCAAAUUUCGCCAAAGUAAAGGUCUGCGACUACAAGGACAAUACCAAGUGCGACCUUGCCCUCGAACCGGAGAUUGAGGAGGUCAUCAGCAAGAGCCGUGACCACGAGGAGCUCGCCUACUACUGGCGCGAGUUCUACGACAAGGCCGGAACAGCUGUGCGAUCCCAAUUUGAGCGUUACGUGGAGCUUAACACCAAGGCAGCCAAACUGAAUAACUUUACCUCCGGCGCCGAGGCCUGGUUGGAUGAAUACGAGGACGAUACUUUCGAGCAGCAGCUAGAGGACAUUUUCGCUGAAAUUCGUCCUCUUUACCAACAGAUUCAUGGCUAUGUGCGAUUCCGCCUGCGGAAACACUAUGGCGAAUCGGUGGUUUCCGAGACAGGACCCAUUCCCAUGCACCUUUUGGGCAAUAUGUGGGCGCAGCAGUGGUCGGAGAUUGCAGAUAUUGUUUCACCAUUCCCCGAGAAACCCCUAGUGGAUGUGAGCGAAGAGAUGGAAAAGCAGGGAUACACAGCUCUGAAAAUGUUCCAGAUGGGCGAUGACUUCUUUACUUCCAUGAAUCUGACUAAGCUGCCGCAGGACUUCUGGGACAAGUCAAUUAUUGAGAAACCCACCGAUGGCCGUGAUCUCGUUUGCCACGCCAGUGCCUGGGACUUUUAUCUCACCGACGAUGUGCGCAUCAAGCAGUGCACUCGAGUCACCCAGGAUCAGCUCUUCACCGUCCACCACGAAUUGGGACACAUUCAGUAUUUCCUACAGUAUCAGCAUUUGCCAUUCAUCUACCGCACUGGUGCUAAUCCCGGUUUCCAUGAGGCCGUUGGUGAUGUCCUCUCUCUGUCCGUGUCGACUCCCAAGCAUCUUGAGAAAAUCGGUCUGCUCAAGGACUAUGUUCGCGAUGAUGAGGCUCGCAUUAAUCAACUUUUCCUUACUGCUCUGGACAAGAUUGUGUUCCUGCCCUUCGCCUUCACCAUGGACAAGUAUCGCUGGUCGCUGUUCCGCGGUGAAGUCGAUAAGGCCAACUGGAACUGUGCCUUCUGGAAGUUGAGGGACGAGUACUCCGGCAUUGAACCCCCAGUAGUCCGAAGCGAGAAGGACUUCGAUGCCCCGGCUAAAUAUCACAUUUCCGCUGAUGUCGAGUAUCUGAGAUAUUUGGUCUCCUUCAUCAUCCAGUUCCAGUUCUACAAGUCCGCUUGUAUCAAGGCUGGUCAGUACGAUGCCAACAAUGUGGAGUUGCCGCUGGAUAACUGCGAUAUCUACGGAAGUGCUGCGGCUGGUGCUGCUUUCCACAACAUGCUGUCCAUGGGCGCCUCUAAGCCCUGGCCUGAUGCAUUGGAAGCCUUCAACGGGGAACGUAUCAUGUCCGGAAAGGCUAUCGCCGAAUACUUUGAGCCACUGCGCGUCUGGCUGGAGGCGGAGAACAUCAAGAACAAUGUCCACAUUGGAUGGACCACUUCAGAUAAAUGUGUGUCUUCAUAAAUUACACAGUGAUUUGGCCAAUAAAGUUUUACAAUUCAUUAUUGAUUUCAAUA
Messenger RNA from Drosophila eugracilis, 2013 nucleotides. It is a transcript of the gene Ance, whose product is annotated as angiotensin-converting enzyme. Gene Ontology annotation, molecular function: metallopeptidase activity; peptidyl-dipeptidase activity. Gene Ontology annotation, cellular component: plasma membrane. Lineage: Eukaryota; Metazoa; Arthropoda; Insecta; Diptera; Drosophilidae. The record is from RefSeq and is a predicted model, not a curated record. Gene Ontology annotation, biological process: proteolysis. The coding region runs from base 113 to 1960 and encodes 615 amino acids. The transcript has 7 exons.